AGAACCUUCACUACGUCCAUGAUUGGCUGAGAAAUGACAUUUUAAUGCAAACGUUACAAAUCAGCUUGACAUUUGUGUCGUGUUAAUAUUUGCUGCGAACCAACAUAAUAAAUGUAAGUUAUAUACACUUUUAAUAUCGUUGUUUGACAUUUGCAAUGUUUUAAUAGUUAAAAUGACCAUUCCAAGAUACCCUAGAAACCCACACGCCCCGAUUACAGUGUACAGUCCUGGAGUAGCAGCGUUCAAACGUCAACAAAUAAUCCAGUGGCUAAGCCUAACGCCAAAGUUGGAGCAAGGUUUGAAGAACAAGACGAUUAUGAAAAUUGCUGAGCUAAAUUUUGUCCCAAAGGAUUUUGCUGUGCUAUUAUGGUCGACCAAAGGUGUAAUGCCGUGCGUGACCAAGAUUUUCUCUGAGGCAUACCAAUACAUCAAUGAACCGACGAUGGAUGUAAACACCUUUCAACUUUUAAUGGAAACGCUGACGAUUCUCGAAUGGAUUGCGCUGGAUAAUCGUACAAAAAAAUCUCUUAUGGCUACGACGGUUUUGACUUCUGUCUACCCGUUUUUGUUAACAAACUUCGAUCUUCCGUUCUACUGUUACAUCAAGAAUCGCAUAUUAACAAUGUUCAACCUGUUGUUGAUGAUGCCUUUUAAUGUAGUCAUUAAUUUUUUAUUAGAAACUGAGUUUAUUUAUAUCAUUAUAUUCAACAUGGUUUUGUUUAAACGCGAAACAAGUGCAAUCACUGUUAGCAUCAUGGAAAAAAUUUUGAGACACCCUAAAUCCCUGAUUUUCGUGUGUGCCUCAGAAGAACCAUUGGCGAUAGUUGUGGACGCUUUAAAUAUUACCUUAGAGGGUAUGGCCUUAAAUUUUCCGGACUUUUAUGAGGAAAUUGGGCGGAUGCCGUUGCACAACAUUAUAAUGUGCUUCACUUUAAUCAGCACUAAUUCUCGUGGAAAGUCAUUUUUGAAAGAUCACUUUCCAGAAACCUUUAGUGCCUUUACAUUUCAACUUUAUCUAAUGGAAAGUCCUGUCACUAGGAAUUUAUUAGUGAUACUUCUGGAUAAUUUGAUACCUCCUACCAUUUAA
Molecule: messenger RNA, 1087 nt
Organism: Brassicogethes aeneus
Lineage: Eukaryota; Metazoa; Arthropoda; Insecta; Coleoptera; Nitidulidae
Source: the annotation of a GenBank genome assembly